GUACUCUCAGUGUCCACACCGGCGGCUAAGAUGGCGUCCCUUGUGACCAGCAACGCUAACACUGUUCUGCAGUUGAAGCUUCACCUGAAUCAUGUUUUGCGAAUAAUAAAUGAGUAUCGGUGGAUCAUCGAGGCAUAUGUUUCGGAUUUUUUUGUAGAACGGCAUUGGGAUAGACUUCCACUCCUUUGGCAGCAGUACCUACAGAACAUUGAAUUCUCCCAACUCUCCUGUCUGCUUACAGGGAAACCCUGGCAUUGCUUUCCACCAUUUCACAGGGUAUGUCCCCUUUCGCUGUUGGCUCUGAAAGUCUGCAUACACAGAUAUUCACUAGACCGACACUAUGUAGAUGUGGAGAAUCCUUAUGUUUUGUCAUCCUUGGCAUCUGCUUUUAAAGAACAAUGCUACACCAGUUCCAUGUCAAAAGAUAGUGCAGUUUCUUCAGGGGCUGCGUGUUCUUCUGCAUCAACAGAUAUGUAUUUGGAGAGAACACCAAAGUUUAAAAAUGGACAGCUGAUGGAAAUGAAGCACAUUUUUAGGAAACAUGUGAAGCCUAAGAAGCAACAUGAAAUCCAAAAUCUAAGCAAAGUCAUAAAAUGGUUGUGUGGUCAGAGCCAUAGUCACCAUGUAGUUGAUGUUGGAGCUGGGCUGGGUCAUCUUUCUCGUCUUUUGACCUUUGGCUAUAACUUAAAAGUCACAACUUUAGAAGCAGCUGAUGGAUUCAAGUCCAAAGCUAGUAAAUUUGACUGGGAACUUGAGAAAGACAUUCUAAAAAACAUAAAGCGCACUAACCACAUUGCAAACUCCAAAGAAGUCUUUGUCUCAUCUGCUUUGCCUGAACAUAUUUCCUGUACUGUACAACCUAGUAUCUCAACAGAGGAAUUUUUGCAUCUAGUUAGCAGCUGCAGUACACAGUUAUUCACAGAAAAUGGAUCCACUGGUUUAUCUGCCUCAAGCACAGAACUUGAGAACAUUGCCUCUGGAAGUCAAGCAAAGAGAGAGAGGCAGCAGGUAGAGUGCAUGAAUGUUGAUGCAGGACAUCAGUUUAAAUUGAGUACAGACAGGUGUGAGGACAGUGAUGGCACUGUCAUUCAAGUUUUACAGGCCUCUUCAGCAGUUGUACAGAGUGUGGAAGAACACUCUGUAACAACAGGCAUUAAUAAUGAAGAAACUUGUAGUAUUCAUCAAGAGAAUGUAGUUUCACACACAACCAUGUAUAAACAUUUAAACAGACCAACAAUACCAGAGAUAGAGUAUAAGCAGACUUUAUCAAAACACGAAAAGACUGAUCUUGAGAGGACAGAUGGGGACAACAGGCUUGUGCUAGCAGGCUUGCAUGCCUGUGGUGAUUUGACUGCAGUCCUGCUGAGAGUGUUUGCAACCUGUGAUGCUGUAGUUGCACUGGCUUCUGUUGCUUGCUGUUAUAUGAAACUAUCCUGUCAGAGCAAACAAACACAGGUUGAACAGCUGGAACAUGGAUAUCCUUUGAGUCAGUACCUGCAGGGUCUAGCAAAUAAUUCCCUGACUUAUGAGACUCGAGAAUUAGCUUGUCAUUUUGCAGACACAUAUGCACAAAGACUUCUUGACAACCCUCCUCAUCUUAAAGUUCAUGCAUACAGAGCAGCAAUGCAGCAUGUGAUCAUGCAGAUGAAGCCUGAGUUUAAGACCGGAGAUAUACGUCUGGUUAUUAAAGCUGGAGCUGAGCUUUCCUUCUUUGAAUACGCUUGCUCGAUGUUUAAGGAAAGUGGGUAUUGACUUGCUGCAAGUGCCAAAAGAUCUUUUGUUAGAAGGGGAAUUGUUGACCACACAAUGGCGCCUUGUCGUAGCAUUCUACACACUUCGUCUCAGCCUCGCCCCCCUUAUAGAAACGGCUAUACUGCUUGAUCGCAUGCUGUUC
This is a messenger RNA of Pomacea canaliculata, 1894 nucleotides long. RefSeq names its product protein RRNAD1-like. Lineage: Eukaryota; Metazoa; Mollusca; Gastropoda; Architaenioglossa; Ampullariidae. The transcript is spliced from 10 exons. The coding region runs from base 31 to 1752 and encodes 573 amino acids. The record is from RefSeq and is a predicted model, not a curated record.